AUGGUCAUCUACGGUGAGUGCAGUUUUUUGGGCUAUGCUAGACUGGGAGAAAAAUCGUGGACUAAUGUAAACAUAUCUUCUAGGCGCUUUUAUGAUAUUGCUUUUUACCAAGGAAAGUUUUAUGCAAUUGAUUGUCACGGGGAUGUAUUUGUGUGUGAUAUUGAUGAUGACGGUAGAGCAGAACAGAUUAAGGGAACAAAGAUUGCAUCGUGUCCACCUAAACGAGAAUCUGGUGAUUUUGACAUGAAGUACUUGGUUGAAUCAGAUUCUGGACUUUGGCUAGUUGAGCGCUUUCUUAAAACUAGGUAUGUAAAACCACCUAAUCACACAAGAAGAAUCUUCAAGUAUUGUACAACCCAUUUCUUAGUAUCAAAGUUAGAACUGAAUUAUUCUGGUGAUUGUGUUGAAACUCCAUGUCGUUGCAUUCCCCAAAAAAGCUUGGGCGACGAGGCGUUUUUCAUUGGAAGUGCUUCAUCUGUAUCAUUACAAUCUUCAGAAUACAUAAGGCCCAACUCCAUCUAUUUUACAGAUAAUGUUUCAGAACUAUUUAAUCACUCGGGAGGAGGCCACGAUAUGGGAAUUUUUAGCAUGGAGACUGGCACUAUAGAACCACAUUUUCAAGGAAAAUCUCUACAUCCCAUAUCUCCUCCACUCUGGUAUAUUUGA
Molecule: messenger RNA, 666 nt
Organism: Daucus carota subsp. sativus
Lineage: Eukaryota; Viridiplantae; Streptophyta; Magnoliopsida; Apiales; Apiaceae
Product: putative F-box protein At5g55150
Exons: 1
Coding region: 1-666 (221 amino acids)
Source: RefSeq, a predicted model, not a curated record